Caenorhabditis elegans is the source of this 132-nucleotide messenger RNA. RefSeq lists its product as uncharacterized. The transcript has a single exon. Lineage: Eukaryota; Metazoa; Nematoda; Chromadorea; Rhabditida; Rhabditidae. The record is from RefSeq and is marked reviewed. The coding region runs from base 1 to 132 and encodes 43 amino acids.
AUGUGUUUGUUCUUCUUGUCCUCUACCACUUCCUGCUCUCAUUUCAUUGCUGAUCCUUUUUUAUUGCCCAAUUUCAUUUUAAGAGGAGUACCAGGCAUUCUGGAGACAAGAACAAUGACAUCAUCACUUUAG